Penicillium atrosanguineum is the source of this 1221-nucleotide messenger RNA. RefSeq lists its product as uncharacterized. Lineage: Eukaryota; Fungi; Ascomycota; Eurotiomycetes; Eurotiales; Aspergillaceae. The coding region runs from base 1 to 1221 and encodes 406 amino acids. The transcript is spliced from 7 exons. Gene Ontology annotation, cellular component: cell wall. The record is from RefSeq and is a predicted model, not a curated record. Gene Ontology annotation, biological process: oxalate metabolic process.
AUGCGAUUCCAAAGCUUUGCACUUGUGGGUCUUCUCUCAUCAACUGCCCUAGCAGUGCCAAAGCUCAAGCGAUCUAGUCCUGGGAAUGCAGAGCCGAUCAACGAUGAAGGAAAAGGAGCUCCUUUGCUCGGCGGAACCAACAAGGCCGUAGACCUCCAGAACCCCGACCAGCUUCGCACGCCCAAGACCGAUAACGGCUUCGUUCCCAACGUCAAGUGGAGUUUCUCCCAGUCUCAGACCAAGCUGUUUCCGGGUGGCUGGUCUAGAGAGCAGGUUAUUCAAGAUCUUCCCCAGAGCACCGAUAUUGCCGGUGCUCAACAGCACUUGAAGAAGGGCGCUAUCCGUGAACUGCACUGGCAUCGAGUGGCCGAGUGGGGGUUCGUCUAUAACGGAAGCCUCCUUCUCACUGGCGUUGAUGAGAAUGGUGGUUUCACGACCGAGAAGCUCGAGACUGGAGAUAUUUGGUAUUUCCCCAAGGGUGUAGCGCACAAUGUUCAGGGGCUCGAUGAUGAGAAUGAAUAUCUGCUCGCUUUCGAUGAUGGUGACUUUGAAAAGAUCGGGACUACCUUCAUGAUUAGUGAUUGGAUCUCACAUACUCCAAAGGAAGUCUUGGCCAAGAACUUUGGAAUCAGCCCUGACGCCUUCGAUAAGGUCCCUUCGAAGUUCCCAUACAUUCUGAACGGCACCGUCAGUGAAGAUGCUAAAAGGGCUCCCGAGGGCACUCUUAAGGGUAACUCUUCUUAUGUUUUCCAUACCUACCAGCAUGACCCAGAGCCUGUUCCUGGACAUGGUGGGACAUUCCGCAAAAUUGAUUCCCGCAACUUCCCGAUCUCCGAGACCAUCGCUGCCGCUAUCGUUGAACUCGAGCCUAAGGGUUUGCGCGAACUACAUUGGCAUCCUAAUGCGCAGGAAUGGCUCUAUUUUCACCAGGGCAAUGCCCGUGCAACUGUUUUCAUCGGUGACUCUAAGGCUCGCACUUUUGACUUCACCGCUGGCGACACAGCUGUUUUCCCUGAUAACAGUGGCCACUAUAUCGAAAACACCUCGGAGACAGAGAAGCUUGUUUGGGUUGAGCUAUACAAGAGCGACCGCGUGGCUGAUAUUUCCUUGGCCCAGUGGCUUGCACUUACUCCAUCAGACACUGUUGCAAAUGUGCUGAAGCUGGACAUUGAAGUGGUCGAGCAUAUCAAGAAGGAAAAACAGCUACUUGUUCAAGGCUAG